GUAACAUGCAGAUGUGUGGCAGUCACGAACGUUCGAACCACAGACGGAAGUAUGAGCCUGACUGUAAACACGUUUUUACUUCGCCAUACAUACACGUAGACUGUACUGUGGGUUUGUUAUAACGUUGUGCGGUAUAUGUGUACAGAAACAGUGAUUCGUUAAAUAACUCGUCACACGAUCUCAACUUUGGCUUUUAAUACUUUAUUCCAAAUUCGAACACGGAGAGUCGUUAAGCCGAGUUCUGCUAGUCAUUAAGUUUAGAAUUGGUUCAACUGUUUUUCGGGAAAUUACGGUCGCCAGUCACGUCGUUAAUGCGUCUAAGGCUCAUUUUCAAUCGCAAUAGUUGUAACACAACUUUCGUCAGCUAUUGUUCCUAAUCAAUGUCGGACUUGACUGAAGUUAGUGGCAAAGUUUGCUCUUAUCGAAAUUCUAAAUCCGAAGUAGAUUCGAAAGAAGGAGUUUGAUUCCGAGGCCAGGACCUUGCGGUGAAUUCUUUUCUUCCACACCAGUUUCAAGUUUCAGAGAAAACAAGCCCGACAAUGAAUCCAAAGUUCAUGAGAAUCGUACAGUCGUAUUGCGAUGACGUGUUGAUACCGAUGAAAAACACGCUAAAUGAGAAUCUAUUGAACGAAGCAACAGAAUCAGGCGUUGGAAAAAUCUAUUUUGGUUUUUAAGGUUCCGGAUGUUCUUCAGAUUUGUUGUGAUUUGUUGAUUUUUUGUAAAAAAACGUUCCUUUUAUUUUUAUAUUCCGUUACUUCUGAGCUUCACAAUAAGGUUUGCACUUUGUAACCACCUUAAGAUGGAAAAACCGGACUUCGAUAAACUGCAGAGGCUAUCGUCGAGAACUGAACAACGUUUAUAGGUAUAUAUUGCAAUACCGAUCUUUUCGUUCGCAUCAGAUAGCAGAAUGUAAAACAAACAAAGCGUGUGUAUAUAGACAGUGCGUGUAUGACCCUGUUAUGAGGAAUUGAGAUAACGUGCUAAUUAUUGACAUGAUAAUACUGUUAAAAUGACAAAGAAGAUUAGCUGCGGUUGAGGAACGAGACAAUAUGCUACAAUUAUUCUAAUAUUAUUUCUCGUGGGCAUGAAAGAGUGUCGAUUGUUGUUAUUGGGAAAUCUUAUUUCGAUCACGACUGGCGGUAGAUUGUGCAAUUGAUAAGAAGUAAAGUUUUGCGCAAGAGUCAAUGCGCAGUUAUAAUUUCGCGUUUCUAUUUUCGAAACGAUUUUAAGGAUAAAUAAAGUAAUGGCAUUUAAUUCUGAUACCGAUUCACUGCUACCAAGUAACGGGACUUGAUUGCAGGCAAUUCAAGGAAUAUUAUUCCGAUCAACACGCAGAAAGGAUUAUCGCGAACUAAUCACAGCUGCAUGAAAGGCAAUCACUUUUGCAAAAACGCGCGUGCAUUUGCCAGUCAAACAUGGGUUACGAACUACGCCGAGAUAACCCAGCAACCGAUGCUGAUACGUCGAAAGUAUUAAGCACACAAAGGCGAGUUAUCCUGUUGACUUGGCAAAUAUUGGCUUUCAUAUUGGGAUUGUUCCUCAUAGCCGCAGUAAUUACAAUUUUGGCCUUGCUUCAUUCAUGCUGUUCGUCACCGAGCUACGAUUAUCCAGAAUCUCUCAUUUCAUCGAUGGAUGGUGACGAUCUACCGUCGAACCUGCCGCUGACCCCGGUUAACACCACAUUUUCCGACUCACUGACGAACAUUAGCGGUCUACCAAUAAACAAUCUGAGAUUCGUCACACGGAACGAGUGGGGCGCCCAACCGCCAACGGAACCCCUAGGAAAGUUGAAACAUCCGGUUCCUUAUGUGAUCAUCAGUCACACCGCGACGGAAUUUUGCGACACGCAGUCGACGUGCACGUUUCGGAUCCGCUUCACCCAGGUGUUUCACAUGGAGUCAAGAAAUUGGUCCGAUAUUGCUUACAACUUUUUGAUCGGCGGUGAUGCUUACGCCUACAUUGGACGCGGCUGGGACCAUGUCGGGGCACAUGCCUACGGUUACAACUCGAGAAGCAUUGGAAUCUCUUUCAUUGGGACAUACAAUACCGUUGCACCUUCGGAUCACCAGAUGAACGCACUUCAGCAACUUAUUGAAAUUGGAGUAAAGUCCGGGAAAAUUGCUGCCGAUUAUAAACUUUUAGGGCACCGUCAGGUUUCGAAAACUCCGAGCCCUGGUGACGCGUUGUAUAAUAUUAUAACAACGUGGCCACAUUGGUCCCCCACGCCGUAAUAUUGUACGAGUAUA
This is a messenger RNA of Neodiprion virginianus, 2246 nucleotides long. Its product is annotated as peptidoglycan-recognition protein SC2-like. Gene Ontology annotation, molecular function: zinc ion binding; N-acetylmuramoyl-L-alanine amidase activity. Lineage: Eukaryota; Metazoa; Arthropoda; Insecta; Hymenoptera; Diprionidae. The transcript is spliced from 5 exons. The coding region runs from base 1416 to 2231 and encodes 271 amino acids. The record is from RefSeq and is a predicted model, not a curated record. Gene Ontology annotation, biological process: peptidoglycan catabolic process.